Messenger RNA from Danaus chrysippus (African queen), 1068 nucleotides. The record is from the annotation of a GenBank genome assembly. Lineage: Eukaryota; Metazoa; Arthropoda; Insecta; Lepidoptera; Nymphalidae.
AUGUUCUUGUUAAAGGUUGCCAGUGUAAUAGCAGUGCUUCAGAGUGUCCAAGGAGGCUAUAACUACUGGAAACCAGAUGUUAGGUUGGAAUUACCAAACAACCCAAACUCCGUACAACAAACGCAAAAUGGAUUCUCAAACCCACUCGAACAAAAGAUAUCCUCUUCAUUAUCGUACAAGGAUUAUAAUUUUGCGCAACAGCAGAAGUACAGUGAUAUAAGAAAUAAUAUUAAUAAUUACCAAGAUAAUAUUCUACAUCAUAACAAUAUAAUAAAUCCGGCUGAUCGGCAGUUUGGGCCAAUAGGAAAUGAAAUGAAUUCUAAUGUUUUUGCCGGUGAAGUUAACCGAUUUUUUAGUAGCAGCAACAAUGCGUAUAUGCCUUUAUUGGGUCAGGGUCAUGAAAUUCUCACACAUCAACCGCCAACAGCGAUAAAUGCGCAAAACGUUCAGAAUUUACAUUUGGUACCUAAUUUAAUUAACGCUAACAGCAACAUAGCUACAAAAUUUGGAUUGCAAAAUGUUAACGUGCAAAAUAAUUUACCAAUGAAUGUGAAUAAUCAACCACCAUGUAACUUAAGGCAAAAUAACCAAAAUUUAUUUGAAAAUACUGCUUCAUCAACAAGUUUUCAAAGUGACGUACCUGAAUAUUUAAAUUCACAGAGUGUUACAACUUAUCAAAAUAUAUACAACCCAAUUAAUACAAAUCCUAAAUCUUCUCUUGAUAAUCCAAAUACAUCUCCGAGUGCAUUACAGAGUUCACCAGUUGUAACGAAAAACAUAUAUUUUCACGCACCACCCCCCGAGUUUGACGAGACUCCAAUCGUACCCGCAACUGAGCCACCAAAAAAAACCUUUAAGAUCAUACUAAUAAAAUUGCCAAGUCAGUCUAGAAACACAGCAGCUUUAGAAACGGCAUAUAAUAAAUGGGGUGUUAGUGACGAUAAGACCUUGAUAUAUGUUUUAGUGAAUAAUCAGGAUAAAUCUCCUCAAGUACCAUCAUACAGACCCUCGGAACACGAAGUCCUAUUCGUUAAAUAUAAAGGAAAAGAUGACGAGUCGAAACUAUGA